Molecule: messenger RNA, 477 nt
Organism: Paraphaeosphaeria sporulosa
Lineage: Eukaryota; Fungi; Ascomycota; Dothideomycetes; Pleosporales; Didymosphaeriaceae
Exons: 2
Coding region: 1-477 (158 amino acids)
Biological process (GO): mitochondrion organization
Cellular component (GO): nucleus; mitochondrion
Source: RefSeq, a predicted model, not a curated record
AUGCCUCGUCAACGCGGUGGAGCUGCCCCCCCUCGCCGUCCCACGGCUGCCCCGGCCAGGCCUGCUGCCCCAGCACCUGCGCCCGCCCGCCACUCGUCCACCGCCGCUGCUCCCCCGGCCCAGCAUGCACCUCCUGCGCAGGCCGCUCCUGCUCCCCAGGCCAGCCAGGGCCCCGGCCUUUUCGGACAGAUGGCCAGCACUGCUGCCGGUGUCGCAGUCGGCUCCUCCAUCGGCCACGCCAUCGGCGGCUUCUUCGGCGGCGGCUCCUCUGCACCAGCCGAGGCCGCGCCCCAGAACACCGACUUUGCGCAGCAGCACCAGCAGGCGUCCAUGUCGCAGAGCCAGCCGACUGGCCCCUGCGCCGGCGACAUCAAGACCUUUAACAACUGCAUGACGGAGAACCAGGGCAACCUCAACAUCUGCGGGUGGUACUUGGACCAGCUGAAGGCGUGCCAGCAGGCCGCGAGCCAGUACUAG